GAUUUUGUGGACAGUUCGGUAGAUUCACUCCCCCUAUGCAGCUCUGCAUAUGAAGCCGAAAACUCGGGUAGGUACAGUAAAGUUGUUAAAAAUCUCUCCCGUUUUGAUUUUACUCCACACAUAGACACACUGUGUUCAAAAUUUCUUGAAGGAACUCGUAAAUGGGUAUUGGAACAAAUCCGUGCUUGGUUUAAUGACACCUCGUGUGAAAAUCGUGUGUUUAUAAUCAGGGGUGAACCAGGGAUGGGGAAGUCCGUCAUUGCAGCUGUAGUCUCUCACGAAAUGGCUGCCCAGCUUGCUGCCUCUCACUACUUUCAGUAUGAUAACACUAGAUAUAACAAUACGUGUCUAUUUCUUCAAUCUUUAGCGCUACAGAUGUGCGGCGUGAUACCAGGUUUUAAACAAGCACUGACAAACCAGGUUUUUGAAAACUUUCGCUACGAUUUUAACGAAAAGAGUGCGGAGAAUUUAUUCACAUUACUCUUUGCACACACGUUCUCAGAAAUGAGUGAUCCUGGUAGUGGAAUCUUCCUUAUCGUUAUUGAUGGUAUUCAUGACAUAGAAAGUAGUUCACAGAAAGAGUUUGUAGAUUUAAUUUCUAAUCAUUUUCACAAACUUCCUAACUUUAUACGUUUUCUUAUUACCACAAGCUCAGAGGAAAAAAUUGAAAAUCUAAAUCCAUUGUAUCUUGAAAUUGAUGAAGAAAUGAAUAGAAAAGAUUUGAAAAUUUUCAUAAAAAGUCAACUACCACAAUCUAUACUCGAUAGAGAAUUAGUUGUACCACAAUUAGUCGAGCUUUCAGGGGACCUGAUGUUAAACGCACGAUUUCUUUGCGAAAUCAUUCUUUCUCAAUGCGAAUCCGAAAAAUAUGUCUUACCCAAAACGUCUGAAAAGGUUUUCCAACAGUAUUUUACAAUGCUAGAAAAUAAAUGGGAAAAUAUUACAAAUUUUAGUAGAGAGACCUUUGUUUCCCUUCUAAGCGUCUUGCUAGUUGCCAGAGAGCCAUUACCUAUUGCUUUUCUUGAAACCGCUGUUCUCGAUAAAUUUGAUGUCCCACCAUGCAACUUGAAUUCGAUCUUGUUAAAAGCAUUAAGUUACAUAUCGUCACUGUUUAUUAUGAAUGAAGAUCACAUUUGUUUCAUCCAUAAGUCGGUUAAAGAUUGGCUUGUUCAUCAUUAUAAUGUAGAUUCUCAAUAUGGUCAUAAAAUUCUUGCAAAGGUUUGCGUUGAAUACCUUGACAAUGUUAAGAAUUUCAGAAUUAAGACGAGAACUUUGUUUAGCACCGCCAAGGUAGAUUUUGCAUUACGACAUUGUAUUUAUCAUAUGCUUCAAGAACGGGAUAAGUAUAUCAACUUUGUUACUACUUAUGCGGUUGACUUGUAUGUUUUGUAUGCCAGUAUUUGUGUUAACAUCGACACCGCCAUUGAGAAUUUUGAUAUUAUUAUAAAUCAUGAAGAAUACGAAAGCUUGUGUGAUCAAACUAAGGAGAAUCUUAAUCAACUGUUGCAAUUAUUGCUUACGUUUCAAUUUGUUUUGAGAAAACGUCCGCACUCAUUCUUCCAACUUGUAAUAAAUGAAACCACCCACGAUCUUUCUUCUAACGCAUCAGAAUUCCUGAAAUCUUUCAAAAAGUUCCAAUAUUUUGAGGUGGUAAGACAUGGGCCGGAAACGAUUCAGGAAUACUUUGAAUGUAGUGCAUUUCCGUACACUAGUAUUGACGUUUCUUAUCAAACUAAUAACGUUGUUCUUUGCUUGAAGGUAAGUGAUCAAAUAUAUGUCAUCCAACUGGUUUCGACAAAUCCUUUUAAAAUCCUGUGGACGACAGAAGAACUUAGCAAUGACCAGAUUUGCAGUUCUUGUAUUACUUUUCUUCCUUCUACGGACGUUAUAUUACCGGGUCACUUGAUCAGGUUCUAUCGUUGACUGAUGGGUCUUGGCAACAAGGACCAUUUUCCUGUGAUGGAAAAUGCUUUUUUACUAAUUGUUGUUUUUCUCCAGAUUACACUAUGAUGGUCACAACGUGUGUUGACAGUAGUUUACUUGUCUGGGAUUUGGUAAACGCAGUCAAAGUGAAAAAUAUUGAAUGUCCAAGUGUUCCUAAUUCAUUUUCGUUUUCUGCUAGUGGUAAUUUCCUUGCUGCCGUAGGUACUUCUUCCAUUUUGGUGCACGAUGUAGAGAAUGAUUUCAUGAUUAAAGAGACAGUCUCGUUACAGACAUUAAGAUUCCGUGACCAUGCCAAAUUAAUCUGUACCUUCAGGUCAGAUGCAUGGCUGCUUGAGACAGAUAAUUCGGACAUUUAUGUAAUAUGUUCGGACGGCUCAACCUCUCGCGGACAUCCAUUAGUAAAUCUGAAAGAGUUAUAUUUGCCGCAUAAUUCGAAAGCCUUAACAGACUGCAAUGGAGUCUCUAAUUUUGGUUACAAAACGUCCUGGAUUACUGAAGCUCGAAAAAGUUACGUUAAAAAGGAGGGUGGGAAUAUCGCUUUAGAUCGCUGUACGUUUAUCCCACUUGAUGACAACAAUGCUUUGGCCAUCUCAAAUUCGAAUGAAGAAUCCCAAUCUACGUGUUUGCUGCGAGUUGAUUUGUCAAAGUUUAAAAAUGUUAAAAGUUAUAUUUCACGUGAUAGUACCAUUAUCUAUCAGCACGAUCCAAACUCGCAGAAAUUUAGCAUUUUGAGGUUUUUGAAUGGAGAAUGGCAAUUUUCAGAAAAAUUUGUGAAACCAGUGAUUGCAUUUGCUGUUGUUUUAAGUGGCGUUUUCUUAGUAACAAGCAGCACAGAGUUAGAAUUUUGGAAUACUGAUUGUUCCAAUUGUCUUAAGAGCUUUCCGCAAGCAAGUAAGAUAAACCGAUGUGAAACGGUGUCGAAGCACACCAUAGCUUGUAUUACAGAAUGUGAGGUUAAUUUUAUUGAUAGCCGAAAUGAAGAAGUAGUAUCAACUACGUCACUUUCCCCAAACGAGGAUGUGUUCGCGUGCAGUAGUAAGUAUGACGUUGUAGUUAUCGAACUACAUUCUUGGCCUACAGUGGUAUUUCUUGUAAGAAAUAACGAAAGGGUAGGUACAUUUGAUGUAUAUUUUGACAUGUACAAAGCAGUAUACUCGCCUGAUGCGAGAAUGUUAGUUGUUGCAAGUGUUGGUGGGGAUAUAAGUAUCCUUGACAUUGAUAACCUUAAAUAUUUUUCAUGGAUGAGUAGUUUCUCGUUAAUAUUGUCCGAUGGUAUUCAUUUUGUCAACGAUAUGUAUUUUGUAUAUGGAGAACGUAUAAAGAAACGGUAUUUGCUUUAUUUGUGUGAUGAUUGUAAAAUUGUGUCAUGUUUUUCCUUUAAAGACGAGCCUAAAGCAAUAUCAAUGAAUCCUGAAAUUCAAACUCUUGUCGUCAGCUUUCAGGCUUCCCGCUUUACAGAGUUCAAAAUUCAUUUGCCAGAAUGGAAACGGUAA
This is a messenger RNA of Paramuricea clavata, 3437 nucleotides long. The record is from the annotation of a GenBank genome assembly. Lineage: Eukaryota; Metazoa; Cnidaria; Anthozoa; Malacalcyonacea; Plexauridae.